Messenger RNA from Fonticula alba, 1813 nucleotides. RefSeq lists its product as hypothetical. Lineage: Eukaryota; Rotosphaerida; Fonticulaceae. The coding region runs from base 134 to 1717 and encodes 527 amino acids. Gene Ontology annotation, cellular component: cytoplasm. The record is from RefSeq and is a predicted model, not a curated record. The transcript has a single exon.
CCUCUCUCUCUCCCCCUCUCUCCCCCUUCAGCACCUCUUCCCUACGCUUGCCCAUCUACAUGCCGUUGGUGCCCUCAGGCACACAUACCCUCCCGCCCCUCGUGCUCGCCCCCCCUCCAAGCCCGCUCAUGGCAUGACCCGACUGCCGCUGUACCAGGCGGAUAAUGGCCGGCGAGUGGGCACCACCUCGGCGGCGCCCUCGCCAACCGGAGCAGCCAAGGCCGGUGGGGGGUUCUUCGCGCGAGCGCGGGCCCCUCGGCGCCGGGGCGGCCUGGUGCUUGUGCUCCUGGCGGCCGGGGCCGGGCUGGCCAUCGGCCUGGUGAUGGGGCUGCUGGCCGGCCGAGCCCCCGGGCCCCGGGCUCUUGAGGGGCACCUGCUCCAGGCCAUGGCGCGCGGCCCGGGCCACGUGCGCCAGGCGGCCCGGCUUGGCCUGGAGCAGGUGGCCCUGGCGCACAAGGCCCUGGAGGAGGAUCUGCCACCGGGGGCCGGGGAUGCGCUGCUGGCCGCGGCCGUGGCCCUGCAACAGCAGCAGCCGAAGCAGCGACAUGCGCAGCCAUAUGACCCGGCUGCCCGGGCCUUCCCGCUGCUGGCAUGGCAGCGGGGGGCAGUGGCAGCGGUGGCGGCCGGCCAUGCCGGCCCGGCCACGCACCUGGUCAUGGUCCCCUGCCUGGGCAUUUGGCUGGGGUCGCCGGAUGUGCUGGACUCGGCGGCGGCCGCGCGCGAGGCCCUCCUCCAGCCGGGGCUUUGGGACUUGGGCAGCCUGCCGGGGCACAUCCAACCGGCGGCCUAUGUGGCGGCCAUAGUCGGGCACAUUGGCCGGGCGCUGGACCAGGCCGCGGCCGAUCCCGAGGCGGUGGUCAUCUUCAGCGGCUCGGCCACCCGGCCGGCCGGUGGCCCGGGCGGGGCGGCCAUCCGGUCCGAGGGGGCGUCCUACUGGCUGGCGGCCAGCACGCUGCUGCGAUUUGGCCUGGCCGGCACCGAGGCGCCGGCCAAGCAGGCCGGCACCGGGGGGGCCGCUGGCGUCCGGCUGCCGGUCCUGCGGCGGCUGACCACCGAGGAGUUCGCGCGCGACUCGCUGGAGAACCUCCUCUUCUCGGUGGCCCGGUUCCGUGCCUUCACCAUGCAGUAUCCGGCUCGGGUGACGGUGGUCGGCUUGCAAUUGAAGCGGCGGCGCUUUGUGGGCCAGCACCGCCGGGCCAUGCGCUGGCCGCGCGCCGGCUUCCACUACAUCGGCCUGGAUGCCGUGGCCACCGGGCCCGGCCAGGACGACCGCUUCGAGGAGCACUUCGCCCGGGCCCCCUUCGCUCGGGACCCCUAUGGCUGCGGGGCGGACACGCUUCACGCCGCUCGGCGGCUGGCGGAGGGUCGGUCCGCCGGGCCGCCGGGGCUGGUGCCGGUGGCCAUUGACCAUAUGGCUGCGCGAUCGAGCACCGCUGCCGCUGUCGCCGCGGCCGCCGGGCCAGCCGACCUGGCGGCCACCACCGACGGACCGGCGUCCGCCGGCGCCCUGCCGUGCGAGGAAACGGGCCUCCCUCCGCUGGCGCCGGGAUCCCUGCUGCGCAAGCGCCUGCAGCGGGACCCGCACCGGCGCGCGGUGGCCGGCAUCGGGGGGUACAUGGCCGCCGCGCCGGAGAUGGCGGAUCUGCUGGCGCACUGCGACACGGGGCUCUUCACCGGGGUGCUGCCAUGGGCCCGGCGCGCGCGGCCGGUGCCCUAGCAUGAGCCACUUGGCGUGCUCCUCGCCGCCGGGCCCCCAUGUUCUCCCGGCUGGGGCCCCUUCCGGCCCGGGGAAAUGCAUCAGAUCCGGGCAACA